Arabidopsis arenosa is the source of this 1183-nucleotide messenger RNA. The record is from the annotation of a GenBank genome assembly. Lineage: Eukaryota; Viridiplantae; Streptophyta; Magnoliopsida; Brassicales; Brassicaceae.
GUUUUUUUUUUCUAUCAGCUAUGUCUUCUAAUACGCCAUCUUCUAGCGCCGCCGCCGCUGCCGGAUCUGUAGAUUCUUCCGCCGCCCGGAGAAACUCCAAACGACCCAAGUAUUCGAAAUUUACACAGCAGGAGCUUCCAGCUUGCAAGCCAAUUCUGACGCCUGGUUGGGUGAUUUCAACAUUUUUGAUCAUUAGUGUUAUCUUCAUUCCCCUCGGAGUUAUUUCUCUCUUUGCUUCUCAGGAUGUUGUUGAGAUCGUUGAUCGGUAUGAUAGUGCAUGCAUACCUACAGCUGAUAAGGCUAACAAGGUUGCAUACAUUCAAGGAGCUGGAAAUAAAUCUUGUACCCGGACACUAAUAGUGCCUAAGCGUAUGAAGCAGCCUAUCUACGUAUAUUACCAGCUUGAGAACUUCUACCAGAAUCACCGCAGGUAUGUGAAAAGCCGAAGUGAUUCACAAUUGAGAAGUGUGAAAGAUGAGAAUCAAAUAGACGCAUGCAAGCCUGAGGAUGAUGUUGGUGGGAAGCCAAUUGUGCCAUGUGGUCUAAUUGCUUGGAGUCUCUUUAAUGACACAUACGCUCUAUCAAGAAAUAACCAGAAUUUAACGGUAAACAAGAAAGGAAUCGCAUGGAAGAGUGAUAGGGAACACAAGUUUGGGAAAAGGGUGUUUCCCAAGAACUUUCAGAAGGGCAAUCUCACUGGUGGUGCCAUUCUAGAUCCAAAUAUAUCAUUGAGUGACCAAGAGGAUCUGAUCGUGUGGAUGAGGACUGCAGCGUUGCCAACAUUUAGAAAAUUAUACGGGAAGAUAGAGAGUGACUUGGAGAAGGGUGAUAACAUACAAGUGAUUCUGCAGAACAACUACAACACAUACAGUUUCAGUGGGAAGAAGAAGCUUGUUCUGUCAACAACAAGUUGGCUUGGUGGAAAGAACGACUUCCUCGGCAUUGCUUACCUCACUGUUGGGGGAAUCUGUUUCUUCUUGGCACUUGCAUUUACCGUCAUGUAUCUUGUGAAACCCAGGCGACUCGGUGAUCCUACCUACUUGUCCUGGAACAGAAUUCCUGGAGGUCGGUAAACAAAUGACUGCAUUAUCUGCGUGUAUAAAUCUACUUAUCCGUGGUUGUAAUUUGAUCCAAAACUGAAAGUGAUGAUUUUUUUUUUCUUUAAUAUAGAUGUGAAAUGUAU